Molecule: messenger RNA, 363 nt
Organism: Pelobates cultripes (western spadefoot toad)
Lineage: Eukaryota; Metazoa; Chordata; Amphibia; Anura; Pelobatidae
Source: the annotation of a GenBank genome assembly
AUGGCAGAGCGGAUUCCUCUCCUGAGAAAACAGACCGAAGAAGUGUGGGUGACUAGACUCGAAAUUCUAGUAUAUGCAGGACUGACGCUCGACGACGCAUACAAGGCGAUACAGUGGUACGCAGCUCAGUGUGUUCCCGAGAUGGCAGAGUAUGAGUUCCCAGAGGGUGGACAUUACGCUGACCCUGGCCUAUUUUGGGAUAAUAUUGACAAUGAGGUCUUUGGAAAAGCUACCGACUCUUGUUUUUGGGACCUGUCUUACGACCGAGAAGACAUGCUUGGUCUCCCUAGCACUGUUGACCUCGAGGCAGACCUACGGUAUCUGGUCACCAAGGAAUGUGACCUGGGGUGGGAUUACCUGUGA